Meyerozyma guilliermondii ATCC 6260 is the source of this 2106-nucleotide messenger RNA. RefSeq lists its product as uncharacterized. Gene Ontology annotation, biological process: mRNA splicing, via spliceosome; spliceosomal complex assembly. NCBI's taxonomy places the organism in Eukaryota, Fungi, Ascomycota, Pichiomycetes, Serinales, Debaryomycetaceae. The transcript has a single exon. Gene Ontology annotation, molecular function: protein binding. The coding region runs from base 1 to 2106 and encodes 701 amino acids. The record is from RefSeq and is a predicted model, not a curated record. Gene Ontology annotation, cellular component: precatalytic spliceosome; U2-type catalytic step 2 spliceosome; Prp19 complex.
AUGGCUCAAAGUGCUUCUGGAUCCACGGUGCCGCAGGUGACCAGCUCACAAAUACUUAAGGAGGCGUUCGAAAGCAAGGAGCAACGAUGGCUGCGGCCCCAGCAAACGAUCCAAGACCUCGAGGACUUGCGAUCAUUUCAGAUCACCAAGCGCCGAGAAUACGAACAGCAAAUCAACAAAAACAGACUCAAUUACGGCCAAUGGCUUCGGUACGCCAAAUGGGAGGUGGAAUUCAAUCGAGAUUUCACUCGAGCCAGAUCCAUCUAUGAACGGGCACUCGAAGUAGAUGUCGAACACAUCCCAUUUUGGACCCAGUAUAUCCGGAUGGAAUUGCAUCACCGCAAUGUCAACCACGCGAGAAACCUCUUGGAAAGGGGUGUGACUGUGCUUCCGAGAGUACACAAGUUGUGGUUUAUGUAUGUUCAAACGGAGGAGAUCUUGGGCCAUUAUCAAGCUGUCAGGGACAUCUUUGAACGAUGGCUUUCAUGGCAUCCUACUCCAGAAGCAUGGGACGCCUAUAUCAACUUUGAGCGACGCUACGACGAAUAUGACAAUGCCAGGUCUAUCUUUGUGCGCUAUGUACUGGAACAUGACACUGUCGAAACUUGGUCCAAAUGGAUCCAUAUGGAAUCUGGUAUUCUCGAUAAUGUGCCUCAUAUUCGAAAGAUCUAUGAACUUGCGGCUAACACAUUACUUGAGAAGUUGAAAACGGGUACUGUGAAAGAGGAUAUAAUGAGCAUUUUCAUCCAGUGGGCUUCGUGGGAAGCGUCGGUUCGUGAGCAGGAAAGAGCCAGUGCAAUAUACUCCGUCUUGUUGGACGAGUCCAAGUUUCAGUUCCCACAGCACCAAAGGGAAACGUUGUUGCGUGGAUUUGCUGACUUUGAAAGACAAUAUGGUAACCAUGAUACCAUCGAAAAAAGCAUACGUUUGAAACGUCGAGCAGAAUACGAACAGGAGAUUAAAACAGACCCGCAUAAUUACGAUUCGUGGUGGGCACUUAUCGAUAUUCUCAAAGAAGAGAAUAAAACUGGUGAUAUCAAAGAGACCUACGAGAAAUUUAUGAAUACUUCCCCCACCACAGACGACGGUAAGACGGUUUAUUGGCGCCGAUUUGUGUUACUAGGAAUCAGAUAUGCUCUAUGGACCGAAUUCGACGUUGAAGAUGUUGAAGAAGCACGGUCAGUAUGGAAUAGGCUAUUGCAAGCUAUUCCUCACAAACAAUUUACAUUUUCCAAGGUGUGGAUUGGAGUGGCUGAAUUCGAGUUGAGAAAUAGUCCUGAGGACGGCUUACUACGUGCGAGGAAAGUUCUUGGUAGAAGCAUUGGACUUACAAGUUCAAGAGCCAAACCAAAGUUGUUCCGGUUCUAUAUCGAACUAGAGAGAAAACUUGGCGAAUGGGAUCGAGCUCGCAAGCUAUUUGAAAAAUGGAUAGAGACUGAGAGUUCAAAUGGAGUUCAGAAUAUAUGGCUGGUGGUGAAGCAAUAUGUUGCUUUCGAAGAGGCUAACCGAGAACACGAAAGAUGUCGUUCAUUAUUUGAGUUCAUGUUGGACCUUACGACUCGGGAAAAUGAUGUGAAGUUAAAAGGGACAGUAUGGAAUCUGUACAUUGAGUUCGAAAAGGACCUCUUCAACUACUCCCUUGCAAGAGAUCUUUAUGAACGGUACACAAAGACCAGCGAUGUUGCAUCUUCGUGGAUAUCUUUUGCCUUGUUUGAAUCGAGUAUUCCUACGGAAGAACAACUUCGAAUCUUUGAAGAAAGUGAAGAAGAAGAGGUGGAGUUCAACAUAACCGACCAGCAUAAGCAGAACACCAGCGCAAUUUUCAAGCGGGCAUUGGAACAUUUCGCUGCAAAGGGACUUUCAGAAGAGCGUCUUGUGGUGUUGAGAGCAUGGCAAGGUUACGAAAAUGAACAUGGAGACGAACAGAGCGUAAAGCAAGUCCAAGAGUUACUUCCUGAGUUUGUUCGGAAGCGCAGGGUGGUCAAUGGCGUUGAAGAAGAGUACAUUGAGUACGAGUUUCCCGGCGACAAGGAAUCCGCCCCGGCAGAGCCAUCGAUCAACAAGUUCUUGCAAAAUGCCAAAUUAUGGGCGGCUAAGAACGGCUGA